Molecule: messenger RNA, 479 nt
Organism: Tilletiaria anomala UBC 951
Lineage: Eukaryota; Fungi; Basidiomycota; Exobasidiomycetes; Georgefischeriales; Tilletiariaceae
Exons: 1
Coding region: 165-371 (68 amino acids)
Source: RefSeq, a predicted model, not a curated record
UUUUCAGUUGCCCACAAGAUGUAGGGCCAGUCGAUCCAGAUGGCAAGGUCCUCCCGCAGCAAGGCACUAAUAGGUGCAUCAGCUGCUUCAAUCAAGUGGGUAUGCAUCUUUCAUGCCGGAGGACAUGUGCAUACGGUCCAUCAAAAUAUUCUGAAGACGGAUAAAUGCACUUUCCUCUCACCCGCUACCGCAGGACCCUGGUGGAAAGAACAUCCACCAAGAGCAAAUCGACGGGCUUCCGCGCUCUGGCUUCAAUGUUAAUCAAGACAAGCCCGGCCACUGUGCGCUACAAGGCACCACCCCCAUAUCCCCCACCGCAUUUCAGAACAAGGCCAAUGGUGUCUUCGAGCCCAUAUUACCCAACACAAUAGAUCGCCUGCCCACCCAGCUACUUGUCCGGAGACGCGCUAUCUUGCUGCUGGGCAUUGAUGGAGGGUCGUACGGCAUGUACGUCGCUUGAAUAAAUAGAUUAAGUCAUG